Messenger RNA from Triplophysa rosa, 2051 nucleotides. RefSeq names its product calcium homeostasis modulator protein 4. Bases 1446 to 2045 code for a protein of 199 amino acids. Gene Ontology annotation, molecular function: monoatomic cation channel activity. The transcript has 3 exons. NCBI's taxonomy places the organism in Eukaryota, Metazoa, Chordata, Actinopteri, Cypriniformes, Nemacheilidae. The record is from RefSeq and is a predicted model, not a curated record.
AUGCCAUACACACAAUUUAAUAAUUACACACAGCAUACAUCAUAGUAUUUAAGUGAUAUUCAGAACAGUGACGAAUAGUGGCAGAAAAGUGCAACCAUAGUUGCAUGCAGCUACUUACAUUCACCGAGCGCCACCUGAUGGACAAAACAAGAUUUACAGUAUCACGUCACAAAUGUACUGCACACUCGGAUAAAUUAUUUUUAGUGCGUGUUUGUGUUAUUGUUCUUAUUCUCCUGGCACUAUUCUAGAGGAACAUUAAACAAAGUGUGAUGUUAAUAAAUAAAUGGCAAAAAAACCCCGUUUUAUUUUAUUUCCAGUAUUAACAACCUGUUUAAAGUUAUGAGUGGAUCUAUAAACAUUUACACAUUAUUAAAUUUACAUUUGAGGUCCAAAGAUCGGAGAUUAUGUUUACUUAAAUAUGUAAAAGAAUAGUGCAUUUUUAUAAUUUAAGACAAAGCUAUAUUUUUGUGGCUUUUUAGUCAUCCGUCAGAUAUUCUGGCUUUCUUUGUCAACUCUGCUAGAUAGCAUGAAUCCUUAGGUUCAAACUCUGUCGUUAAAACGGAGUGACUAAAAAUCAUUUUUAGAAUUUAAAAUCACAAAAGUGCAAAUCGGAGGUGCGUGUUUCCUAUGGUCUCACUUCACUGUGUGCAUAUGAAACGACUCUAUUAAAUUCAUUGAAGAAAUUUUGAAAAUAUAAAGGAUUCAAAACUACUUAAGUAUAAGUGAAUGAAAAGAUUCAUAAAUAAAUAUAGAUAUACGUGAUCAGUGGCAUUGCUAGGCCCUUUUUAGGGGAGCUAAAGCCCCCUAUAGCUCUAGCUUAGCCCCCUUAAAAUAUUGUGAGUAAUAAUGUAAUCUGUACAAGAAUUGGAGAUCGCUUUAUAGUCCCCUUUAAAACUCUUAUUAUGAAAACGGCGUUAGGCUGCGAGCGCAUUCUUCAGUACAGCAGCACAUUGGAUUGACCGUCAUAAACAGAGUAACGUUACGAGGCGUGUGUAUUAACAUGACAUCUGCAUCUUUGCCAUUCUUUGUUAUAAUGCAGCUUAAUAGCGAUACAAGACCCUUUCCCAUCCACUGUAAAAACAUAUACAUAUAUAUAUAUAUCCUCAUUCGAGGCUGAGCCCCCCUAAUAUUGAAAACCUAGAAUCGCCCCUGUACGUAAUUAAGAAAUAAUGGAAUGUAGAAACGUAUGGAAAUGUAGAAAUUAUGGCCUUGUCUUGACCAAAGUCGCGUGAGUGAAAGACACAUUUAAAUCAAAGCCACACCUGCAUCCAGCUGCGAGCCAAUCACCUGCUGCAGCGAGGUCACGGACGACACACCCAUCUUCCCUCAAAACCAAUGGGAACGCGAGGGGCGCGGGGACGAAUUCCACGCGCAUCAGAGCACAUCUGCACAUGUGUCGGAGGAAUUUCACGAGCUCCGCGUGACUCCCAGGUGUUUAUGGGAUUAUGGGCAGUCGACAACAAUGGCUCACGCGACUGAAGAAUGAGUUGAGCGACAGUCCACUCGUGUCCAACGUGGCCUUCGGCUUCAUCCUGAUGGGUCUGGAGAAGUUGGUGGAGCUGGAGUUCGAGUGUCCGUGUGAUCCGGCGUGGAACGGACUCUUCUCGUCCGCAUUCUUCAUGAUCCCCGCGGUCAUGGCCCUCGCGAUUAUGAUGAUCGUCCAGGGCUGCAGGUGCGAGGUCUCGCGCAGGAGGUCCGUGUCUCUGUCCAGUGUCGUGCCCGCGGUGGUCUGGUUGAUUCUGCUCUUUUUGGACGGUCAGUACUUGGCCUGCGCGAUGACGGACUGGCACGGGAGGUACGUGAUCGUGGAUAAAGCCGCGCCGCAGAAGUGGUGCGAGCCCACGCAAGACCAGGAGAGCGUUUCUCCUCGAGACCUCAUGCUGCGCUCACAGCGGCUGUUCGUGGAGUCUCAGGUGAUCGGGAUAGUGCUGCUGAUCUUCAUCUGUUUUGGACUGGUGGUGUAUGUCAUCCGUGAGAGCUGUCAGCGAGAGCUGGAAACUCCAGACGUCAAUGUGGCGGAGAUGAGUCUGUACCGCGCCAGCUGACACCAG